This is a messenger RNA of Solanum tuberosum (potato), 1178 nucleotides long. Its product is annotated as transcription factor TCP17. Bases 4 to 1038 code for a protein of 344 amino acids. Lineage: Eukaryota; Viridiplantae; Streptophyta; Magnoliopsida; Solanales; Solanaceae. The transcript has a single exon. The record is from RefSeq and is a predicted model, not a curated record. Gene Ontology annotation, molecular function: sequence-specific DNA binding; DNA-binding transcription factor activity. Gene Ontology annotation, cellular component: nucleus.
AUCAUGAAUUCAUCAAGUGGAAAUAAUUUUCAGACGAAGCAAGAAUCCAAUGAUAGUAAAUUGAGCUCAAAGACGACUAGUGCACCAUCAAGUUCAAGGCAAUGGGGAGUUAAUAAAAACCCAAGAAUAGUACGCGUAUCGCGUACUUUUGGAGGGAAAGAUAGGCAUAGUAAGGUGUGCACGAUAAGGGGGCUUAGAGAUCGAAGAAUUAGACUUUCAGUUCCAACUGCAAUUCAAUUGUAUGAUCUUCAAGACAGGCUUGGCCUGAGCCAACCUAGUAAAGUUGUAGAUUGGCUACUAGAAGCAACUAAACUUGAUAUCGAUACUCUUCCACCACUUCCUGUACCACCUGAAUACUUCACUAGGUUUCAACAACCACCCCAUGAGGAGUACUCUGAUCUCCAACAAGUUCGUUCUCAAUGGUUCAACGCGAAUAGUGCACCUUAUUUGGAUCAUGGAAAAAACAAGUCAAUUGCUUCAAAUCAUCAUGAGGAAUCAAAUCAAGAGGAUAAUCAUGUCUUUACAUUAGGCAAUCAUCGAUCAUCUAAUUUACCAGCCAUGCCUUUCAAUUCUUAUAACUAUCAAUGGGAUGAUCAGCCUAAUUCGAAUUUGUCUUUAGGUCAUUUUGGACACAAUAAUUCAUUCUCAUCCCAAAUAGAUGAUGAUCAUCAAUCUCAUCAAAAUACUAGUUUCCCUCUAUCAUUGGGAUCAUCAUCUUCGCCUUUUCCUUCCAGUUCUCAAUUGUAUUUCAAUCCAAUAACAACAACAUUUCAACCUAUAGUUCCAUCUCCUAAUUAUAUGACAAAUCAUCAUCCCAUUGAUCCCAGGGCUAAUAUGAACCAUUUCAAUUUCUUAAGCUCAAAUACUUCACACAAUAAUCCACUUGUGAUGCCAACUCUUAAUUUGAUCAGUUCCCAAAUAAAACCCUUUAGUCUCAAUGAUGAUCCUAGAUGGAUGAGUUCAAGAGAUGAUGAUGAUGACGAUGAUGAUGAUGAUGAUGAUGAUGAUAACCAACCACAUGAAGGUCGCGCAAUUUAAUUCUAAAUCAAGUGAAGGAAAUGAAUCUUCGUCUUUACUUCAAAUAUUUUGAAUUAAAGUUGUUGUCCUGGAUUAUUCAUGAGCAAACAUAAUCAUGCUACAUUAUUCCUUCUUCACAGGUACAACAAAUAAUUAAAGUG